AUGGACUGUAAGUCCGGAUGUCAUGCCAGCUUGUACAGCAGCGAUUUCGCUUACAACUUCGGAUAUAUCAUCCUGUUCAACUCCGAGUUCACUGACAACAGUAGAUUUGUAACGUACUCCACCGGUGCCGCCGACGGCCGCGUCCGUGUCGCUCAACUGGACGGCCUGAAGGUCCUCAACGAGUUCCAUGAACAUACAGACACUGUGUGGUGUCUCCAAUUCAACGCUAGUGGUGAUAAAUUAGUUUCAGUGUCCAAAGAUAAGUGUCCCGAUAGUAUGUUGCCCAAGAAGGCGAAAUGGCUGAUAUUAUGCCGAAACGUCAGGAAACUGUUGCUUGUGUCUGAUCGUCACCCCGAAGUGUAUGAGCAUUUUCGUAGCUACCCAUCCGUGGUGGCCAAUCGUCAGAGGCAGCUAUAUGAAGAAGGAACAUGCUUGAUACAUCCAUUCAGUCUCUUUUGCUUGAUAUGGAACAGCUGUAUGAUUUUUAUAAAUUUGACUCACAUAAUUUUAUCCAGUCUACGAUUGUGUUAUAUCCUGGAACCGCUGCCUUGUCAAUCUAAAAUACAAACAGCUGACAAAGUCCUUCUGUGCUUUCAUACAGCGUGCCUGUUUGAUAUAAUCGCUAAACUACAAACCGGAUAUCAUGAGGAACCUGGAUGUGAUGUACAAAUGUCCAGGAGCAAUGUUGCUUGGCGAUAUAUACGUCGCUGGUGUGUAGUGGAUUUGAUGUCAAGCUUGCCUAUUGCUUACAUUUUACUGCACCAACAAAUACGCAACUGUAGGUAUAUACUGAUGGCUCAUUGCAUGCCCCUUCUUAAAAUCCUCCGAAUUUGGACCAUUUUAGAUGACCUACGGACUUGUGUCAAAGUAUUUACGAGUUCCUACAUCUGGCAAGGAUCACUACGUCACAUGGUGAUAUUCUUACUAUCAGCACACUUGUGUAGCUGUCUCCUUUAUAUCUGUCCGGUCGUCUGUUAUUACUGGCAUGGUGUACUACCGCAAGGCUAUCUCACAUUUCUAAAAAUGAACAAUGCUAACCUGACCGAUAUCCCACUUAGUGUACGAUAUCAAAAAGGCAUUUUUAUAUAUUUUUCGGCAUUUUUUGGGACGGCUUUCUCCAUGUACCGCGUCUACGAAGCUGACGAGGUGAUUGUAAACUCUUUGAUAAUCCUUUAUGCUGCUUUGUAUACAGUAUAUGCUGGAGUGUUUCUUAUUAAAGUCUACUUUACCAAAUUCAACUCAACAAUACGCUAUCACGAACUAAUGAAUCAAGUAGAAGAGUAUAUGAGACACAAACAGUUUCCACCGUCACUGAAAAAACGAGUAAUCACAUUCUAUAACUACAACUUUCAAGAGAAAUAUUUCAAAGAAGACGCAGCUCUUGACUAUCUGUCAGAACAACUUCGCAACGAGGUUACCAUGAACACUUGUUACAAGCUGGUGAACAAGGCGGCGUUGUUUGACGGACUCUCUGCUACCGUGGUAGGGACAGUGCUGGGCUGUCUUCGGCCUGAGGUGUACCUACCAGACGACCUGGUGGUACGCGCUGGUGACAUCGGAGACUGCAUGUACUUCAUAGCGAACGGCACCGUUGCUGUCUACUCGUUGAAGGGCGUCGAGAUAUGUCAUUUGGAAGACGGAGCGCACUUCGGCGAGGUGGCACUUCUGAUGAAGGACAGCAAGAGGGUUGCGUCAGUGGUGGCCAUCGAGAUCACGCAGGUGUACAGACUAGACGCAGCCGACUUUCGACAUUAUGUCAUGACGAACCAAGAGUUACACGAACGUAUUGAAGUGUUAGCGUCCCAACGUAUGCAUGAGACGGUGCUACUCGAUGAAUCAUUCAAAAGCAAGACCAAACCGAAGCAAGAUAGUCCCCUAAAUGCAACUACACAAUAA
This is a messenger RNA of Achroia grisella, 1896 nucleotides long. RefSeq names its product potassium/sodium hyperpolarization-activated cyclic nucleotide-gated channel 3-like. Lineage: Eukaryota; Metazoa; Arthropoda; Insecta; Lepidoptera; Pyralidae. The coding region runs from base 1 to 1896 and encodes 631 amino acids. The transcript is spliced from 13 exons. The record is from RefSeq and is a predicted model, not a curated record. Gene Ontology annotation, molecular function: protein binding.